AUGUUUACGACUGUAAGAAAUUCUCUUCUGCUACAAAUUAAAAAAUAUGGACAACGAAGGUACAUAAGAUAUUCAUUAGAUUCCUUUUCCAAUAAUUUAAAUCGACGACAAGCUGAGGAAUCGUCGACAAUUGUCUGCCAAUCAUGUGGUCAACCAACAGCAAUAACCCAUCCUCAUUUAAUGAAGGAAGGAGAAGUUAUACCAGGUAUUCAACUGGAUGAGUUCAAAAAGAGACGAGAAAAAUUAACAAAGAGUAUUGUUUCGCAUGCUUCUAUUGCAAAUCUUAAUGAACCACAUAUUGUAAUUAUCCCAUCUUCAUCUAAAGUAUACAUGUCUGGUAAAAUACCAUAUGUUUUUCGCCAAAAUACAGAUUUUUUGUAUCUCACUGGUUGUCAAGAACCAGACAGUAUUUUGGUAAUAAUAGCAAAGAAUGAAAAUUUUAUGACUACAUUAUUUGUGGCACCGCAAGAUGAACAUUCUGAAUUGUGGGAUGGUCCUAGAAGUGGGGUUGAAAGAGCACCUAAAAUGUUUGGCAUUGAUUUAGCUCUACCAAUAACUGAAUUUGAACAAUUUUUUGUCUCUUUUGUGAAGGAGAAUAAAAAAAACACCAUUUGGUAUGAUAAUAUUGACAUAGUACAGUCAAAUUUACACAGAAAAUUAUGUGAAUUAGUUAAAUUCACUAAUAGUCAAAAGUUCAUUUCUCCAACAAAUAUAAUACAUAAAAUCAGAUUAAUUAAAUCACAAUCUGAAAUAGACUUGAUGAAAAAGAGCUGUGAAAUUAUUUCAGCUGCAAUAUCUAAAACAAUAGAAGUUUCAAAACCAAAAAUGAGCGAACACCAUUUAUUUGCAAUUGUAGAUUAUGAAAGUCGUAUGAAUGGUGCAGAAUUUUUAGCAUAUCCACCAGUUAUUGCAGCAGGCAAAAAUUCCAAUGUCAUCCACUAUAUUAGUAACAAUCAAAUCAUUCAAAAUGGAGAAAUGGUUUUAAUGGAUGCUGGUUGUGAAUAUCAUGGUUACUCAUCAGAUGUAACUAGAACAUGGCCAAUUAAUGGCACUUUUACUCAAGAACAAAAAAUUGUAUACGAUGUAGUAUUGGAUGUUCAAAAGACUUUAAUUCGUCAAUUGAAAGAAUUUCCUUCAUUAGAUCAAUUAUAUCAUGAUAUGUGUUCCUUGCUAAGCAAAAGAUUACAAGAAAUUAGAUUAAUACCAAAAGAUUUGAGUAGAACUGAGUUAUUUUCUGCAGUUCAUACUUAUUGUCCUCACCAUGUCAGUCACUACUUGGGAAUGGACAUACAUGACACAGGAAAAAUGUCUAGAAACUUGAAACUUCAGCCAGGAAUGAUAAUUACGGUAGAACCUGGUAUAUAUAUUAAUCACAAAAAUAAAUUUGCUCCACCAGAGUUUUAUGGUUUAGGUGUACGCAUUGAGGAUGAUAUUUUAAUAACGGAAAAUGGUCCAGUAAUCUUAACAGAAACAUGUCCAAAAGAGAUUAAUGAAAUAGAAGCCUUAGCAAGUCAAAAUUUAUGAUAACAGUUGUUAUAUAAAUAGAAAAAUAGUAUGCAAAAUUGUGACAUUCUUGCCCUACUCAAAGAUUUGUUUAAAUGGAAAUAUAUGAAUGUUAUAUACUUGUAACCAAUAGAGAAUAACUAGAAGAAACAAUAACACGACAUACACAAAAAGAGCUAACAUGAACAUUUAUGUACGAUAUUAAAUUCAUUAGUUAAUUCAAUAUUUGAAUACGAAAAUAAAAAAUUUAUACAUCUAUUCCACUACAAAUGAUAUCAGUAAAAGAAAAAAGAAAAUUCAUUCGUCAUUUGCGAUUAGGUGUCGAAAGGUAUUCGCCAUGUAUUAUUUCUUAAUCCGUAUCAGCAUCUGCGAUCAAAUAUGCAACAGUUAGCAUUUAAAUUAUAAAACUAACUUAUGAAACUAUAUGAAUAUUAAAUACGUACUUGAAAAUUUUAUAUUUCAAGAUUCCUUAGUUUACAAUCUGCUUGUUUUAAAGCAAUAAAAUUCAUUAACUGCUUUACUCGCAGAUGUGCCCAAACGACAUGAUCGUGCAACGCAUGAAUUUGAGCGGCUGCAAGUGCUGCGCUUUCAGGAUAAACGACUGUGGUACAUCCGAUUCCUACAAACAACAAGGAUGUAUUUAAUUGUCUUAUCAUAGCAUAAGCCAAAAUUAUGAUCACGUAUAAUCCACAAUUUACCUGAAGGAACAUUAACAGACGACCACAGAUCUUGUGCAAUGUUUUCUGGUUUGAGAGGCGGGCAAUUAAUAACAGGCAAAGACGUGUUUCCAGAGAGUACUGGACCCAAACCGUUACUUCUCCCUGCUACAGCUAUUAGCACCACCUAGGAAAAAUAAGAAAUACUCACGAUAAUGUAGAAAUAAACAAUAUACGUUCGUUAAUAUCAACGGUUUUAUCA
This is a messenger RNA of Osmia lignaria (orchard mason bee), 2421 nucleotides long. RefSeq names its product xaa-Pro aminopeptidase 3. Gene Ontology annotation, cellular component: mitochondrion. The record is from RefSeq and is a predicted model, not a curated record. Gene Ontology annotation, biological process: proteolysis. Gene Ontology annotation, molecular function: metalloaminopeptidase activity; manganese ion binding. NCBI's taxonomy places the organism in Eukaryota, Metazoa, Arthropoda, Insecta, Hymenoptera, Megachilidae.